CAAAAAACGAAAACAAGGCUCAGCGGGCGCGCUGGUGCGCAGCAGACGCGAGCGCUCGACCAUCUGGGCGAGCAGUACGUCCUCUUCAGCGCCGGCCAGCCCUUGAGGUCAGCGCUGCAGUUGUGCUGCGCGAGGGGCCUGCUUUGGAGGUCGCCUUGUCCAGCGCUCUCGUCCGGCGUCUACGGCAAACAUGGUACAAGGAGGAAACCCGCGCGGCAAGAGCAAGCGCGGCGCGCGCGCGCUCGCCAGCAUAAAAGGCGGCGAGGCGGUUCCGCCGGAGCAGAACGCGACGGCCUGGGCCCAGCGCCUAGGAAUCACGGAUCCAAAGGCCAUGAAGGCGUUCAUUAUUGAUUUCCUGCGCCUCGAGCCGGCCACGCAAGGCCUGCCCGUGCCGCCGUCCGAUGGCUCACGCUGUACAAUCUGCCGGCGGAAGCUGUUUCUCGACUCGCACAACAAGUUCGAGUGCAACGGGCUCUGCACCUCCGGCGUCAAGGCCAAGACUAUUUUGGCGCUCCGGGGCCAGGGAAAAACGAUAUCGGUGGGGCGGACCGGCGGCCAACACGUGACGACCUACAAAACGAUGAGCGAGCACGCGCGGGAGUGGCACCGGCGCAUCGGCGGCGGCGUCGACGUCCAGACCUUCGCGACGUUCUGGGCAAGCCUGCCGGCCGAGUACCGCGCGACGACGGCGCCGCCGUCCGAGGGCGAGCCCUGCCCGCACUGCAAGAAGCCGAUCAAGUUCCAGCGCAAGAUGGUCUGGCGCGGCUCGACGCUGUCGAAGACGCGCAUGAAGUCGGAAAGCACGGGCGGGAAACUCAGCGAGAAGUGCGACGGCGCGUGCAACGUCCAGAACGGCAAGGGCGUCGUCAUCAUCCUGAACGCCUGGACCGACGCCGGCCACGCCUUCGUCGAACUAAAGGACCCGGCCGCCGAGCCGCGCCAGCCGCCGCGCCGCGCGGCGCCCAAGAAGAAGCCCCGCGCGCCGGCGCCGGCACCGGCGCCGCCGCCGGCCGAGGUCGACCUCGACGCGUGCACGCUGCACAAACCCCAAAAGGAGGAGGAGAAGCGGGACGUGAGUCCGCGGCCGAAGUCCCGGCCGAAGGCGCGGCGGGCGACGCAAGCGGCUCCCAAGGACUGGUUCCAGGCGCCGACGCGGCAGGAGGCGCUCGACGCCGCCGCUGAGAGCGAGCCGCGCCGGCAGCGGACCGGGUCCGCGUGGAGCGCGUCGUCCGAGAAGGCGGCGCCGGCGCCCUCGACGCGGGGCCUCGUCGUCGUUUGCGUGGGCUUACCGGGCGCCGGGAAGAGUACUUUCUUCCAGAAGCACUUUGCGGCCGUUCCCGGCAUCGUCCGGUGUUGCCAGGACGUACUUAAAUCUCGGCAGCGCGUCAUAGACGCGGUCGACGCGGCCCUCCAGCGCGGCGACGCGGCGUUUGUCGAUCGUACGAACGUCAAUAAGGAGCAGCGCGCGCAUUGGGUGCGCCUUGCAAAGCGUCAUGGCGCCCGGUGCGUGGCGCUCGAGUUCCGGACGCCUGCUGACUUAUGCGCACAGCGCUGCGAGGCGCGCGAGAACCAUGAAGGAGGGGUCGAUCGCACGAACCGCGAGUGUCGGCGCAUCGUCCGCAUCAUGAGCGACGAGUUUCGCCCGAUCCGGAAAAACGAGGGCUUUGAUCAGAUCUUCUGCGUCGACGAGGACUAUGCUCCGACCAAGUCCGUGGCGGCGAUCAAGGGCAUGAUUCCCUACCGCCCCGGCGCGACGAGCGUCGACGCGGCGGCGCCCGCGUUCGUCCCCGGCGCGCCACCGCCGGCGAACCCGACGUGGGUCCACUCCUCUUCGAGGUUCGUGCCGCCGCCGGCCGCACAACCCCCGCGGUGGGCGCCUCCGCAGGAAGACGCUGAUUUGGCGCGGGCGUUGGCGGCGUCGCGCGCCGACAUGCACGCGCGGCCGCCGCCGGUCCCGUCGGUGGACGCGGACCUCGAGCGCGCUCUUGCCGCGUCGGUCGCCGAGAGCUACGCGCCGAGCUACGUGCAGUCGACGGCCGACAUCGUCGACGACGACGCCGACGACGACUUCGACCUGCGCCGGGCCCUGGCCGCCUCGCUGGCGGAGACGCGGCCGGCGACCUCCUACUACGCGCCGCCACCGGCCGCGUCCUACGCGCCGCCGCCGGCAUCCUACGCGCCGCCGCCGCCCGCCGGCCCGCGCGGCGAGGCCGAGGUGUUGCUGCGCGAGAUGGGCAUCUCGCCGCACCUCGCGGACCUCUUCGUGCAGCAGGAGAUCAGCCGCGACGUCGCCCAGGCCGUCGAGCGCGCCGACCUCGAGGGCCUCCUGUCGGAGCCCGACAUCCAGAAGUUCCUACGCUGGCAGCGCGUGCACUAG
This is a messenger RNA of Pelagomonas calceolata, 2377 nucleotides long. The record is from the annotation of a GenBank genome assembly. Lineage: Eukaryota; Pelagophyceae; Pelagomonadales; Pelagomonadaceae.